AUGCCUGAGAAACUCUCGAAGAUGAAUAAAGAGGCGAGCAUUGCGCAUCAAAAGAUGAGACCGGAAGGAAUAUAUCACGUGGAUGAAAUAGACGAUAGAUCUCGACGGAAGUUGCGAUUAAAAAUUAUAAAGAACCUACUGAUUGUAGGUUUUGCCUUCAUGUUGCUGUUCACGGCAUACCUCGCCGUACAGAAUCUGCAGAGUAGCUUGAAUGCAGAGGCGGGACUUGGUACGGCGUCGCUCAGUGUGAUCUACAUCGGAUUAAUUCUUUCAUGCUUGUUCGUCCCUGUUCCACUCAUGGAUAUGCUCGGCUGUAAGUGGACCAUAUGCCUCUCGAUCUUGUGUUACUCUCCUUACAUGGCGGCCAACUUCUAUGCCAGCUGGUGGACCUUAAUGCCAACUGCCUUCAUACUUGGGGUGGGAGGAGCACCGCUCUGGGCAGCCAAAUGCACCUAUCUUUCUCAGAUAGCAUCCGAUUACGCAGAUCUAACGAAACAGAGCCGUGAAGCUGUCAUUUCAAUGUUUUUUGGCGUGUUCUUCAUGUUCUUUCAAUCCGGUCAGAUCUGGGGAAAUCUGAUUUCGGCGAGCAUCUUCAAAACUGACAUCGUGGACAGAGACGUAGAUGAAGAGGAAAUAACUGAUUGCGGAGUCCAUUUUUGUCCUGACCAUGUUUUAAACAACACUAACUUAGAAAGGCCACAUGACAACCAAGUGUAUUUGCUCUUCGGAAUUUACACUGGGUGUUCAUUAGCUGCUGCUGCCGUCGUUGCCAUUUUCUUCGACCAGCUUGAACAGGAUGUCACCAGGAUGAGUAAAACCAGUGGCUUUAAACUAGAUUUUAGUCUUUUGCCCGACACUUUCAAACACCUGAGACACUUAAAUCAGCUGCUUCUGAUUCCACUGACUAUCUAUAGCGGCAUUGAAGAGGCGUUUGCAGCAGCCGAAUUUACAAAGGCAUAUAUCACGUGUUCAUGGGGAAUCCACAUGGUGGGAUACAUCAUGAUUUCCUAUGGAGUAGUUGAUGCCUUGUGGUCGCUGUGUGGCGGACAGUUGACUAAAUUCACCGGACGAAUUCCCAUGUUCGUACUGGGGACGGUAGUGCAUGCAGCUGCCAUCCUGACCAUGUUCCUAUGGCAACCACAUCCAGACGAGAAAGCCGUAUACUUCAUCAUUGUUAUUGCAUGGGCGAUUGGAGAUGGCGUCUGGCAAACCCAGAUAAACUCACUCUACGGAUCCUUGUUCGUGGAGCAAAAGGCAGCAUUUUCUAACUACCGCCUGUGGGAAAGUCUAGGAUUUGUUAUUGCCUUUGCCUGUGAACAAUACCUGUGCACAAGGCCCAAGUUGUGGAUGACCCUAGGAUGGUUAACAGCAGGAAUGAUCCUCUAUGGCAUUGUCGAGUUUAGAAAUAGGAAUCGCACAGCAGGUGACUCUGCCAGCGCCCAGCCCGAUGUGGAGAAUGUACCACUAGCUUCUAUUCAUCAGAAGGAGAUGGGAGACAAGAAGGCACAGAAUGGUAGCGACAAUCCCAAGUGCGAGGGAGACACGUUGACCGAAGCGACCAAAGACGAAGAAACGUAG
Molecule: messenger RNA, 1578 nt
Organism: Priapulus caudatus
Lineage: Eukaryota; Metazoa; Priapulida; Priapulimorpha; Priapulimorphida; Priapulidae
Product: protein unc-93 homolog A-like
Exons: 4
Coding region: 1-1578 (525 amino acids)
Biological process (GO): regulation of potassium ion transport; regulation of muscle contraction
Cellular component (GO): plasma membrane; striated muscle dense body
Molecular function (GO): potassium channel regulator activity
Source: RefSeq, a predicted model, not a curated record